AUGAAUUGAGAUUCCCCUUGAGGUUCUACUACUAAUCAAUUUACUAAAGGCUUUAAGCGAUCUAACAACUGGAAAGAGUUCAAAGAAACUAAAGCGUGAGGAGGACUUAACAUCACGUUAGUUGAUACUCACUACAAAUCUGUUAGUGAUGGUCAUGAGAUAAAAACUAAGAAACUGAAGCAAGGGGACCUCACACCUAAUGAUUCAAAGCAGCUUACAACAAAGAGUAUAAACCCACAAUUUCAAAACUUUCAGUAUGAUUUUAAUAAAUUGUCUCAAAAGCCAAAAAUAUUGCAGAAUAAAAGAAGAUGGAGAAUUAUAAACAAAACUGGAAAUGAUAAGGCAGAAAAGGACUCAAACUUGAUAAUGAUCCAUUCCUUGGUUAGAGGGCGAGAAAAGGUCAAGUUUGAAAGACUCAAUAAUACGACAUCAUUCCAGAAAUUAAAUCAAGACCUUGAACGUGUUCAAAAAUGCAUACAGAGUCCUAAAGGAGAAGAUAAAUCCCGCCAGAACAAGCGUAUCUUAAAGCCUGUGCUAUCAGAGACCUGCUCAAGAUUUAACUAACAGCCACCACAGAAGUGCUUUUGCCUCAACAUCUACAAACAAGUCAACCAUGAACAGCACUAAUUUCCUUGUUCGAGGAUACUCAAGACAGAAAUAAGAUGAGAUCCAACACAGAUGGGAGAUCAAGCCAAAAGAGUUUAAAAAAGAAGAUGAUCACUUAUAAAUUCCGGCCGAUAAAUCCUCUGCAGCUUAAGACUAAGGCCAAUCUAGAGAAGAUCCGGAAGGCUAAAGAAAAGGCAAAUUGCACUAUUAAGAACCUUCGAAAUGAGAUUUCUUUUCCUAAAACUGAUACUUUUGUUCAGAAAGAUCCGGAGUAUUCAGAGUUAAUUAAGUUUUGUUCUCCUUUCUCAAGAAAUGCAGAUCCUAGAAAACUUCACCUGUUUACUCGACAGCAAAGAAGAAGGCGCUUUCAGAAGGAGCCUAUGAAACAACCAAAGAAAGUGGUUCAACAGGAUGACA
Molecule: messenger RNA, 1023 nt
Organism: Moneuplotes crassus
Lineage: Eukaryota; Ciliophora; Spirotrichea; Euplotida; Euplotidae
Source: the annotation of a GenBank genome assembly